Acanthaster planci (crown-of-thorns starfish) is the source of this 1526-nucleotide messenger RNA. RefSeq names its product large ribosomal subunit protein mL46-like. The record is from RefSeq and is a predicted model, not a curated record. Gene Ontology annotation, molecular function: structural constituent of ribosome. Gene Ontology annotation, cellular component: mitochondrial large ribosomal subunit. NCBI's taxonomy places the organism in Eukaryota, Metazoa, Echinodermata, Asteroidea, Valvatida, Acanthasteridae.
UCAAGCACGGGGACAUUUAAAUCAGCUCAAUUUAAAAGAAUAAUCAGUAACUGAUAAAUAUUUAUUCAUCAUGUACUAAAAGAAUUAUUCUCUUUAUUAAAGGAGUUUUUGUCAUUGAAGUAUGUUGCUGAGUAGAUAUAGAAAGAGAUAGUUAAUGUAGGGGCCUAAAUACGUUCAAGAUGGCUGCGCCCAUGGUAAUGAUUUUCCGCCGUAUAAGCUUAAAAUUUGUCUCAGCGGGAGUUUUAAAGGUCUCAGGACCCACUGUUCAAAAGUUACAUCCCCACUGCAUCAGAAAAUACACAACCCCCAGACGCCAGUCUUCAACCCUUCCUGCAGAGGGGUCAAGGUCCCCGAAAUGGGAGCUGAUGAGUGCAGUUUGUCUGGAGCGGUAUCCAGUUGUGUCCCAGGACCGCCAGGACAUCGAAGAGGAAUACUGGAACCUGCUGAAAACCACUGAGCUGGAGAACAGUCUUCUUUCUGAUCAUGAGAUGCAGGUUAUUCAGGACAAAGAGAAGAUGGUGAAGAAGCAGAGCGGUGCCAUCGAGGAUGAUGACGACACAGAGUUGGUCUCAGCCCUAGACCUCGAGGAUCAGUACACAGAAGAGCUCAAUCAAUUCAUUCCAGCCAGCCGGAAAUCAGACAUUGACGACCUGCGCAGUAUUCAGCGGAAGCUGAUGGACAAGCUGGUGCUUCUCGUUAAGUGCAGGGUAGGGGACCAAAGCCUAUGGAUGAUGCCUCAGGAAACCAGACAAGAUGGAGAGACCAUGAGACAGGCAGCGGAUCGCGUGCUUUUCUCCCAAUGCGGUAUGCAUGAAAUGUGGCGAUCCCGUUUGUUUGGUAAUGCCCCUUGUGCCUUCUACAAGUAUGUCUAUCCCCCCGCUGUACAAGAAGAGAGUAAAUGUAAAGGGGCAAAGGUGUUCUUCUACAAAGCCAGAUUAUUGUCGGGAGAUAUCCAGAUCAACCAAAACAUCAUCAAGGACUAUGCAUGGGUGACUCUCAGUGAGAUGGACAAGUACCUAACCCCCUCUUAUCUAGACACAGUACGGAAGUUCAUUCUGCCCGUCAGCAUACCUGAUGAACAAGUCUGAAUUGGACAGAACUGAUUGUGUUGUGCUUAUAUCAUUUAUCAGAACAAACUGGACCCUGAGACCAAAAAAGGUUUUUCAUUUCACCAGCCCCUGUUUGCCAUUACUAUUUAAGGCAGAGGGUAUUUGCUCGGUGUGUGAACUUUUUGAGAGAGCUAGACACUUUCGAAUGUGCACAAUAGCCUGCCUUCAAAGAUGUGGCUAUGUCACCUCAAGAACUCCUUUGUGAUGUCAUAAACGCAAGCAUCUUUAGUUCUCAUCGUUUUGGAAUGGCUAUUUGUUCAGUGCAUUGUGGUUAUCUGGUCAUCUCAUUCUCAUCUGCCCUACUGCAAUGGACUGCAUCCAUGGGUCAACCAUAUUGAAUCGAAAGCGAGGUUAACUCUCAAUCUGGGAACCUGAAAGUGAAAAUGAAAGUAUGAAAUAAAAGGCUAUAACAAAUUC